AUUGCUGGAUCCCUCUUUCUUGCCCAUCCCUUGUCCACUCCUACACCCUUCCUUGUCAUUUUACGUACUCUAUUUCAUUUAUACCUUAAUAUUGCUAUGACUUCUCCCGACCCGUGGAUCAAAAUAUUUAAAAGGGUCUACGCCUACGUCCUUGCAGAGCAUGCCCAUGACUCGACCAGCUCAGAAUACCUCGGCACAGCCAUCCGCCUGGCUCUAGUGUCCAAGCGAUUAUACCCGUGCUUGCCAGACCACCUAACCACAGCAGUGAUCAUCAAACGGGGUAUCUCUGGCCGCUGUAUACCCGGUGACAGCCCAUGUAAACAUUCGACAAAGUGGUGGACCAACCUGCACCUGGCUAUGCUAUCACCAAAUGUCAACAGGUUUCUGUCGUGCCACAUCGUCGUGCCCGAGGAUUGCAAGGGUCGCCAGCGUAUUGGCGAGGCCAUGGCGCAUCUCGGCUUUGACCGCCACAGCCUGAAGCAAAUCAGAUGGAUACAGUUCAGCGGCGAUGGCAUAGCAACCGUGGGCCACAACCAGGAUCACUUGCAGAGCGUGGCCGACAUGCACAAUAACCUGGCAGCAUUCAGCCGCCACCUCCCCAACAUCAAUCACAUACGGUACAGGCGCGAUCUGGAAGGGAUAACAGAGGCAUCUAGAUCAUAUCUGUAUCUCGCUGGAAAAGCUAGAUUGGUGCAGGAGACAAAUGCGCUCUACCUGUCACAGCUUGCAGAGUUCGAAGGAUUCCUGCCCAUGCUGGAAGUCUGCCGGCAUCGCUCGAUAGACAACCUCGCUGUUCUCAGAAUAUGCGCAAACUAUCUGGAAGUUUGCCAAGGGCAGCUGCCUUUUCGUACGGACAAGCUGAAGAUUCUGGACAUAUAUAACAUAAAGGAUAAGAUACCUCUAAAGUUCUUUGCCGAGGAGGGCAAGUUUGAAAUUAGCUUUCCCAAGUUAGAGCGGAUGUCCUUCCAUUUCUUGCCUGGACCAUUUAACCCUGUACACCGUGACAUCUGGCCCUACACCCUACAGCUCCCUGUGCUGUGGCACCUGUUUGUCCGGAAUUCUACCCGCAGCUACUACGAUUUGUUCACCCUGUUCCAUGGCCAGCCACUGUCUAUACUCGAUAUCCAUGAACCCAUUGAAGGCUUUGUAAACAUUGAUCCAAAGAUCAUCCGGCACGCUAAGGCCUUCUCUCUCCGCUCACUUACAAAUGGCGCACCGCGCGACGCCCGAUACCCGGAAGACACUAUGAAAAAGUUCUAUUUGGUUGGCUCUGUUGCACGCUUGGUGUUCAUGGCCGGUGUCCCUGUUCCAUUCCCUGUUUCGCUUCCAUGGCCAAAUAUGGAGCACCUUCGAAUCACCGCCGAGCGUGCUUCGCCAAUGAAAAUUGCGAUUCUUGUCCGGAAGCUGCCCGUGCUACGCAAACUCGACGUUCACUGCCAGUCCAUGGAUCCAGAUAACUUCGAUUCCAAUUUCUGGAUACCAAGCGAAGCUGCUAUGAGGAUAUAUCAGCACACGGGUGUUCCGAGCCGCAGCAGCCUGGCUCUCGCCAACAGCGACCCCGAAAUACUGGAUAGCCUAAAAGACUCACGGGUUUCGGAGCUGCGCAUCAAUAUGGCCGGCACGUUCAACGGGAAUGCAGUCUCGGCCAUUGUCUCACGCCUGCCACUGCUACGCACACUGGCCAUCCACCCACGUGCUGUCCCAGUCUUUGAAAACUAUUUUGCCAUCCGGAAAUCGAGAGUCAAGGUGAUUCCCUAUGUGAUCGAUCCGCUCCUUCCGCCAUAGUUGCACCACAUCAAUAUAGCCCAAGUGCACAUGUCCUGUUUCAAGAUAUAUGCCCCA
Messenger RNA from Linderina pennispora, 1842 nucleotides. RefSeq lists its product as uncharacterized. The coding region runs from base 97 to 1785 and encodes 562 amino acids. The record is from RefSeq and is a predicted model, not a curated record. The transcript has a single exon. Lineage: Eukaryota; Fungi; Kickxellomycota; Kickxellomycetes; Kickxellales; Kickxellaceae.